AUGGCUAACCGUAGUCUAACAAUGCUGGAUGAAUUUGUUCUGAUGGGACUCACAGACAGUCCUGAGCUGCAGGCUCCUUUGUUCGGGAUGUUCCUCCUCAUCUACGUCAUCUCACUGGUGGGCUACUUGGGUAUGAUCAUCCUCACCAAGGUGGAUUCCAAACUGCAAACACCCAUGUACUUUUUUCUCAGACACUCGGCAGUCACUGAUCUUGGAUACUCUACAACUGUGGGGCCCAAAAUAUUAGUAAGUUUUAUUUCGGAUGAAAAUAUAAUCUCUUACUAUUUUUGUGCUCUCCACCUGGCUUUCUUUCUGGUGUUCAUUGUUAGUGAAAUAUUCAUUCUGUCGGCAAUGUCCUAUGACCGCUAUGUGGACAUCUGCAACCCUCUGCUCUACACAGUCAUCAUGUCACAGUGGGUGUGUCGAGUGCUGGUGGCAAUCCCCUACCUCUACAGCACGUUUGUUUCUCUGCUGGUCACCAUCAAGAUUUUUAACUUAUCCUUCUGUGGAUCCAAUGUCGUCAGUCAUUUCUAUUGUGAUAGUCUCUCCUUGUUAUCUUUGCUGUGCUCAAACACACAGGAAAUUGAGUUGAUCAUUCUUAUUUUAGCUGCUUUCGAUUUGAUUUCACCCCUGCUCGUAGUCCUUGUCUCUUGUCUCCUCAUCCUUGUAACCAUCCUCAGGUUACAAGACAAAGUGGCUUCUCUUAUGUACACUCUGGUGAUCCCCAUGUUGAAUCCUUUGAUCUACAGCUUGAGAAACCAAGAUGUAAAACAUGCUUUAAACAGGACAUGGAAAAAAAUAAGCAAUAUAUUUUCUAAGGUUUGA
Elephantulus edwardii (Cape elephant shrew) is the source of this 825-nucleotide messenger RNA. RefSeq names its product olfactory receptor 8K3-like. The transcript has a single exon. Bases 1 to 825 code for a protein of 274 amino acids. Gene Ontology annotation, cellular component: membrane. The record is from RefSeq and is a predicted model, not a curated record. Lineage: Eukaryota; Metazoa; Chordata; Mammalia; Macroscelidea; Macroscelididae. Gene Ontology annotation, biological process: sensory perception of smell; G protein-coupled receptor signaling pathway. Gene Ontology annotation, molecular function: olfactory receptor activity; odorant binding; G protein-coupled receptor activity.